AUGCCUUCUGAAUCCGAAUCCCUGGCACUAAUCGUUCAAAUCUGGCAUAUUUUCUUCGGCGUCCUGGGCUCGAUUCUCAAUUUGUCUCUAGUGUUGUUGGCCAUAUUCAAGUCUCCCAAAAUCAUCCGCUUGUAUUCCACGUUCAUUGUCAACUUUGCCGUCACCGACCUGUUCGCCUGCCUCUUGGAUAUGUUUAUUGAGAUCAGGUAAACUGCCGAAACUGGUGUGGGUAUCGAAUUUUUUGAAAACAGACUGUUACCAUCGCCAAACGAGGCGACAAUGACUUACAUUCUGAACGGAUUUUGUACAAAUUUCGGGUUGACGACUUGCACAAUAGGGUAAGUGCCUUGAAAGUGACGUGAUUCACAGUCAAAGUUCAGCCUUAGUCUGUUUAUACAUACUUUGACUCACUCUUUAUGGUCCUUAUUCAUUUCAUUCGCCUAUCGAUAUUAUAUACUUUUCAAUCCGUCUUUGAAACGACGCCACCUACUUGUUGUUCUGUUAUUCUUCUACAUUCCUUCUUUUAUUCAAGCGGUGAGCCUCAAUUCAUAAUUCUUAUAAUCUCAAUGUCAUUUCUAAGGCUACCUACUGGACAAAUUUUGUCGAUACGCAGACGAUACUGCCGAUUGCCCAAAGAAUCUACCCCGAGUACAACUUUUCCGCUCAAAGCGGAAUGUUAACUGGCAUCACGAACUUGUUCUCAGCUAGUGCCCUCUUUGCCCUAUUGCACAUGACUCUUCCCGUCACUCCUGUCUACAUUACCAUAUUCAUUCUGCGUCGGAGAAUUAUCAAGACUUUGCUUACGAGUCACAAUUCCAUGUCGAAAGGAACGAAGGCCGUGCACGCGCAGUUGUUGAAGGUACAGCAGCAUUUUUGAGUGUUUUGUGGAGGAGCCUGGAGACUUUGAACUGCUUUCACCUUUUUCCACUAGAAAAACGGAAAAUCUUAUUUUCAGGCGCUUACAUGCCAGGCAGUAAUUCCAGUUGCUGCGUGGACAGCGGUCUACAUUUAUAUUGCUAGUCAGUUUCCCCUUUUCCUAGAGUUCUACGCCACUAUUGGUUUUUCAGUGCAAUUCGGCUUACUACGUGGCACUUUUUUCGAGUACAUGAUAUUUUCGACUGUAAUCUUCAUGCCCGUCCUCUCGCCAAUUACAUAUCUCGUAUUUGUUCGACCAUAUAGGCUUUUUUGCCUAGGGUAUGUUUACUACGUGCUCCAUUUCUUGGAAUUUUUAUAUUUUUGCAGGAUGUUAUGCAGGGAGUCGGCGGAUUCCGUUCAAGACAACAAAAAUCGAACUAG
Messenger RNA from Caenorhabditis sp. 36 PRJEB53466, 1296 nucleotides. NCBI's taxonomy places the organism in Eukaryota, Metazoa, Nematoda, Chromadorea, Rhabditida, Rhabditidae. The record is from the annotation of a GenBank genome assembly.